AUGCAGUCAACAAUAUCGGGCGAGAAUGAGGGGUCCAAAAAACAUACUUUGCAACAAAGCAGUGAUUAUAAGCACCACGCGACAGACGACUCUAUAAUUACGGCUGGGAAAACACCUCCUCCGACCAAUAACCCAGCUCAACCUAUUGCUGAGAUGGGCAACAACGAGCCACAAUGGUUGGAAGGGUUUCCGCUAUUUGUUAUCAUGUCAGCAAUCACCAUUGUGUGUUACUUGAUGUUACUUGAUGUGUCAAUUAUAUCUACAGCACUUCCCGCGAUUACCAAUGAAUUCAACUCCCUUCCAGACCUCGGUUGGUAUGGAGCAUCGUACCAAUUAUCCAAUGCCGCUCUUCAGCCGUUGACCGGCAAACUCUAUGCAAACUUCACGCCCAAAUGGACUCUCCUGGUUUUCUUUUUCAUCUUCGAAAUAGGAUCUUUGAUCUGUGCCUUGGCGACAUCUUCAAAGAUGCUAAUCGUUGGUCGAGCCAUUGCUGGGAUUGGGAAUUCUGCGAUUCAAAAUGGAUGUGUUACUAUCAUCGCUGGAAUUGUUCCAUUACAGAAACGCCCGGCCUUGCUUGGUAUCGCGAUAGGCAUCUCUCAACUAGGUCUCGCCUCUGGGCCCUUGGUCGGAGGGGCACUGACUGAGUACGCAAGCUGGCGAUGGUGUUUCUGGAUUAAUCUACCUAUUGGAGCCGUCGUGGCCAUAUUGAUAAUCGUGAUUCGCAUUCCAGAUCCCAUCCCCAAACUACCUCCUCUCGUCGUCUUUCGCACCCUGCAUACAAAACUGGAUUUCCUCGGGUUCGUUGGUUUUGCUGGAGCUACCAUCAUGUUGCUCAUGGCAGUUCAAUUUGGUGGUAACCAAUACCCCUGGGGUAGCCCAACUGUCAUCGGGCUGUUCUGCGCCUCCGGGGUCACGUUCUUAAUUUGGCUUGCCUGGGACUGGAAGAACGGAGAUGACGCUCUUAUCCCACUGUCGCUGAUGAGCCAGAGAGCUGUGUGGUCUAGCUGCGCUACAUACGGCUUAUCGAUGGGAUCGCUAUUUACCUCCUCAUACUUUCUGCCAGUGUAUUUUCAAGGUGUUCUAGGAGCCUCCCCUCUCAUCAGUGGUCUUCAGCUGCUUCCGAACAUCAUCCCUCAGUUAUUCAUGGCUGUGCUGAGUGGGACACUAGUCACCAAACUCGGAUACUACCUACCAUUCAGUCUGAUAGGGGCAGUAUUGAUCUCCAUAGCAGCUGGACUUGUCUCAACGUACUCGCCUACAAUACCCCUGGCCCAAAGAAUUGGAUUUCAGAUUAUACUGGGUGCUGGCUACGGUCUUGGGUUGCAAAUGCCAAUGAUCGCCAUCCAAAGCUCCGUCCAGCCGCAACAAAUUCCCGUUAGCAUAGCGAUGUUGAUGUUCUGUCCACAACUGGCCGGGGCCUUACUUAUCAGCUUCGGGAAUACCAUCUUCUCCAACAGUCUCAAAACCUUAAUCCCACAAUAUGCCCCCUCCGUCGAUCCCGAAACUGCUAUCGCCGCAGGAGCGACGGGUCUUCGGAAUGUGGUCCCCUCAUCCGUCCUUGGCAAUGUCUUGAUUGCUUAUGCCAAGAGUGUGGAUCGUGUAUUCUACUUGAUUGCUGCUUGUGGCGUCAGUACUUUUUUCUUAGCAUGGGGAAUGGGAUGGAAUGAUAUUCGAAAGAGCAAGGGACCGCAGCCAUCCCAGCCGCAACCGGCACAGGAACAGGAACAGGAGGAAAAACCUUGA
This is a messenger RNA of Penicillium canariense, 1743 nucleotides long. RefSeq names its product MDR family MFS transporter. The record is from RefSeq and is a predicted model, not a curated record. Lineage: Eukaryota; Fungi; Ascomycota; Eurotiomycetes; Eurotiales; Aspergillaceae. Gene Ontology annotation, molecular function: transmembrane transporter activity. The transcript is spliced from 6 exons. Gene Ontology annotation, biological process: transmembrane transport. The coding region runs from base 1 to 1743 and encodes 580 amino acids.